UUUUUUUUUUUUGGGUAUACGAAAGACAAAACGGUUGCUCAACUAAUUUCCUCCAAAGUACUAGUAGAGAAUAAAUUAAAGUUAGCAUAGGAAUCACCGAAGAUUUGGGAUGCUGCUGACUAGAAAUUUAUUUCUCUUUUUCUCUCUCUCCUCCAUUGAAGCCCAACUCUGAAUUCUCCAUUGAAGCAGUUUCUAAGCUUUCUCACCUCCAUUGAACCAGCUUUUGUGAAAUUUUUGCUUGCUCAUUGAAUUGGUUGUGAAGAGAAUGCAAUGGAGCUUCCAUUGUCGCGAUAUCAGAAUAUAUCCUUAGGACAGAUCCUAGAUAGUUCUUCUUCAUCAGCUUUUGAUUCCAAAGCCUUUUUCUUUUCCGGUUCUCAAUUAUAUUGGACUAACGGUAGAAAACGAAGCACAUCCUUUUCUCCAUUACGGUGCUCUUUGGUGAAGCAGACUUUACGCCCCAAACCCAAUUAUAAACCUUCAAAACCCCAUGAAGAUACUGAAGAAAAGACCAACAUUAAGCAUACAAAGGAAAAUAAAUUUUCUUUUGGUCUAUGUGAUCAAAUAGAGAAAUUAGUUUUUAAACGACGGUAUCAAGAAGCUCUUGAGCUGUUUGAUUUUUUGGAGAUUGAGGAUGGUCAUGGAGUCACUAGUAGCACUUAUGAUAGCUUGGUGAAUGCAUGCAUUGGAGCAAAAUCAAUUAAAGGGGUAAAAAGGGUAACUAAUCACAUGUUUAAUAAUGGGUUUGUCCCAGAUCAAUAUAUGAGCAAUAGGGUGUUGUUGAUGCAUGUGAGAUGUAAUAUGUUAAUGGACGCACGUAUACUUUUUGACGAAAUGCCUCAGAGAAACUUGGUUUCGUGGAAUAUAAUGAUUGCCGGGUUAGUGGAUGUAGGAGAUUAUGUUGAGGCUUAUCGAUUGUUUCUUACGAUGUGGUCAGAAUAUUCUGAGGCUGACUCACGAACUUUUGCUACUAUGAUUCGGGCAACUGCAGGUUUGGGGUUGUUAUAUCCGGGAAGACAAUUGCAUUCAUGUGUAUUGAAAAUGGGUGUUAGUGAUGAUAUUUUUGUAGCUUGUGCAUUGAUUGAUAUGUAUAGUAAGUGUGGGAGCAUUGAGGAUGCUCAAUUUGUCUUUGAUGCAAUGCCACAAAAGACUACUGUUGGGUGGAACACGAUUAUUGCAGGCUAUGCACUUCAUGGUUAUAGUGAGGAAGCUUUAAGUUUGUAUUAUGAAAUGCAAGAUGCUAAUGUUCCUAUGGACCAUUUUACAUUUUCGAUUGUUGUAAGGAUAUGCGCUAGGCUGGGGUCACUUGAACAUGCAAAACAAGCUCAUGCAAGUUUAGUUCGUCAUGGAUUUAGCUUAGAUACAGUAGCUAAUACAACCCUUAUAGACUUGUAUAGCAAAUGGGGGAGGAUAGAAGAUGCUCGAAAUGUUUUUGAUAGAAUGCCCUGCAAAAACCUCAUAUCAUGGAAUGCUCUAAUUGCUGGAUAUGCCAAUCAUGGUAGAGGAGAAGAUGCAGUUGAGUUGUUUGACAAAAUGCUUUGUGAAGGAAUGAGACCUAACCAUGUUACAUUUCUUGCUGUUUUAUCUGCAUGCAGUAAUUUAGGCUUGUCAGAUCGUGGGUGGGAUAUUUUUUACUCAAUGGACAGCAUACAUAACAUCAAUCCAAGGGCAAUGCAUUAUGCAUGUAUGAUAGAGCUAUUAGGCCGGGAGGGGCUCUUGGAUGAAGCUUUGGCUUUGAUAAGAAAUGCACCCUUUGAGCCCACAAUGAAUAUGUGGGCGGCGUUGCUAACUGCUUGCAGGAUCCACAAGAACUUAGAGCUUGGGGUUUUUGCUGCGGAGAAACUUUAUGGAAUGGGACCAGAAAAGCUUAGCAACUAUAUUGUUCUUUUGAAUAUAUACAACAACAUGGGGAAGAUGGAGGAAGCUGCUUCUGUCAUUCAUAACUUAAAGCAAAAAGGUUUAAGAUUACUACCGUCGUGUACUUGGAUUGAAAUAAAGAAACAGUCACAUGCGUUUUGUUCUGGUGAUAAGUCACAUGCUCAGACAAAGGAGAUAUACCAGUAUUUGGAUGGUUUGCUUGUGGAGAUCUCGAAACAUGGGUAUGUUCCUGAAAAUAGAUAUUUGCUUCCAGACGUAGAUGAGAAAGAAGAGCAUAUGCUUUUGUACCAUAGUGAAAAGUUGGCUGUGACUUUUGGGCUUAUGAAUACUCCUGAUUAUGUCCCACUUCAACUUGUUCAGAGCCAUCGGAUAUGCCACGAUUGUCAUAAUGCACUUAAGCUGAUAUCAAAAGUCAAAGAUCGUGAGAUUGUUGUGAGAGACGCUAGCAAAUUUCACCAUUUUAAGAAUGGUAGUUGCUCGUGUGGGGAUUAUUGGUAAAUACGUUAUACGUAUACUCCCUCUUUUGGAGGACUGUAAUUUGUAUCACUUCAUUUUUUAUAUUGUUUCACAUCAUAAUAUUAUUAUGAAUCAAUAAUCAUAAUUUUAGGCAUUUAGAGAAAAUUAGCACUAUAGUUUUGGUAGCUAUACUUUUAGCUUAUAUUUUCGGAUGUCAACAAUAAUGUAGCACUACAGAGUAUGAUUUUUUAUUUAUAUAAUGGAGUUCUUGAUCUUAGUUCUUUCUGAAGCUCUGUUUCAAAUUUGAUUCUUUUUUAUAGGAUAUAGGUUUAGGUGAAUGGCCGUUUGGUUACUAUUGGAUUCAUAUGCAGUUUCUUCAAGAUUCUAGACGCAACUAGAUUACUUUCUUUAUUUAAUUUAGCACAUAUGCUUUACUUAUAAUUUUGAGUGAUAAUAUAACUUGGAACUGUACUGAAAAUCUCCAACUGAGAAGAGGAGAUUGAUGAUUGUCAGGAACUUCCUGUUGUACAAAGUACUUAAUUGCAUUUAUAUGCUCCUUAAC
Messenger RNA from Chenopodium quinoa (quinoa), 2893 nucleotides. RefSeq names its product pentatricopeptide repeat-containing protein At5g50390, chloroplastic-like. The transcript has 2 exons. Lineage: Eukaryota; Viridiplantae; Streptophyta; Magnoliopsida; Caryophyllales; Amaranthaceae. Gene Ontology annotation, molecular function: zinc ion binding; RNA binding; protein binding. Gene Ontology annotation, biological process: RNA modification. Bases 271 to 2373 code for a protein of 700 amino acids. The record is from RefSeq and is a predicted model, not a curated record.